GAGACACAUUACAGCGCCAGACCAGCAGCAAAUUCUUGCCGAGUUCCUGGCUCCCCUUCUGUGACAUAUUCUCUGCUGAGGCAUUAAACCUCUGCGUUGCCAUACAUUCAGUCAACACGGAAUUAGGUUGUCGCUGAGAGCGGGCAGGCUUCCUAGCCCGCGCCCGCAGGAGUCUGCAAAUGGCUCGCACGUUCCUGCUAGGGUUAGCAUGCGUGGGGUUGUUAUCUACGCUGGCUGUCGCACAGACGCCCUUCACCAUCACCACCGAGUACCAGCUGUUGGACAAGCUGAAUGCCGACCAGCAAGUUAUGCUUAAGGAUGCGGUAAAAGCAGCCUACACGGCGCUGCGCAAAUACAUACAGGCCAAGGUGCCCACGGGUCAGCUGCUAGCCGAUCCCAUCGUACACACGUACGAGCUCAUCCCUUCGCCGCCGCCGCCGCCGCCCUCGCCACCGGAGCCGCCCAGCGCACCGCCGGAGCCGCUAGCGCCGCCGUUCCCGCCCUCCCGCCGCCUGCUGCUGAGCAAGCAGCAGCAGCAGCAGCAGGAGUCGGAGCGCGAUGAAAUGCUCGGGCUAGCAGCCACCUCCUCUUCCUCUUCCUCUUCCAGCCACAGCCACAGCCACAGCCACAGCCGGAGCCUGCAGCAGGCCACCGGCAGCAGAACCGCCACCUACCCCGACUUCAGCCCGGGGGCGGACCCCCGGCUCUCCAAGUGUGGGCGGGCAACCAUCAACACCAAACAUGUGCGCAUGGCUGCUGGCGGCUCGCUGUCGAUGGCGGACACGCCCGGCGAGUUUACGGACCUUUACCUGUACGUCACCUCCGAUAACUCCGGGUCGGGCAUCUGCCCCCCCAUGAACGACAUUCGCGCCGCCACCUGCAUGUACGACACGGCCACAAAACGACCCGUCAUGUCGGCUGUCAACAUCUGCCCCAGCGCCCUGGACGCAUACGACCUCAACACACUGGUCACACGCAUCCUGAGGGCCAUGAUCACGGCGCUGGGCGUGGAGCGUGUGGGUUUUUUCGGCGCCGCCGCCCCCUCCGUCUACUCCACCUCCAUCGCUGCUGAGACGGACGCCGGCGGCAACGACCUCCGUUUCCUGGCCACUCCCGCAGUCAAGCAGGCCGCGCGCACCUUCUUCGCGUGUGCCGACCUGCCGGGCGCCAUGAUGGAGAACCUGCGGUACAGCUACUCGCUCCUGGACGGCGCGGACAGCUCGGUUGUGCUCAACGCCAGCCGGGCGUGGCCCUGGUCCGCCCGUGCCUCGGCCGCGGCGGCGGCGGCGGCGGUGGUGCAGUCCUGGCCGGCGGCCGGCGCCCCCAGCCCCCCCUCCGGGGCCAGCUGCUUCCGGGCAGUGUGCGGCGGCGCGGGCGGCAACGAGCUAAGCUACAACGUGCUGGGCACGCAGGUGCGAUGCCCCUCCGGCGCACUGGUGAACCUGACUGCGGCGCUGCCGGCCGGGUCCACACUGCUGGCGGCCACCCUGGGGCCCUGCCCCAACAACGACGAGGUGUGCGGCGUGUCCUCCCCCUCCGCCUGCACGCCCGCCUCCUGCUCCCCGCGCGGCGGCGAGUGCCGCGACGGCCGCUGCUACUGCAAGGCUGGGUAUGGCGGAGCCGACUGCUCCUCCGACCUCAUGACAGGCCUGAAGGAGGACCUGGCGGGGCAGACGUCGGCGUACUCGCUACUGGAGGUGUCGGUGUCGCUCAAGCUGCCGCUCAGCCGCUUCUACGCGCGACAGGCCCAGUUCCUCAAGGUCAUUUCCGACAACGUGUUCUCGGGCUUCACCUCCAGCCUAACGGCGCAACUGUCUGUGGCGCGCAUCCAGACCGCCUCCAGCCUGCCCGACACACUACGGCCGCUGGGGGAGACAAAUAUCCAGGUCAUCACGCGCUUCGCCGCCGCCAAUGCCCUCCAGGGCCAAACCGUGCUCCGGACCAUGCCGCCUCCCUCGCCGCCCUCGCCACCCUCCCCGCCCUCCCCGCCCCCCAUGCCACCGCCGCUGCCGCCUGCCGCUCCUCCCACGUCGGACGGCGAUGGCGGCCUUUCGGGUGACGAGAAGGUGGCCAUUGGCGUGGGCGUGGCCUUUGGAGUGCUGCUGCUGCUCCUGCUGUUCGCCGGCUGGCGCUCCUUCCGGCGCUGGAGAGAGGUGCAGGAGAAGAUUGUGGAGGGAGAGAAACAGAAGGCCAUCAAGAAGCUAGAGGAGGACAUUGCAAAGGAGAAGGCGCGGCUGCUGUCCGGCGGCGUCAGUACGAAGUACGGACACGGCCAUAGCAAGUACGGCGAAGGCGCGAGUCCAGAAGAGAUCCAGCUGACGGAGGGGGCUGUCAGCAGCAGCGCUGCUACUGCUGCUGCUGCUGCUGGCGGCGGCACCGCCGGCGGGGGCCGGGCGGGGCCGGUGGUCAUGGUGGGCCAGAUCACGACGGGGGCAGCGGCGGGCGGCGCGGGCCCAGAGAUCAAGUAGGAGGAGAUCAGCAGGGCAGCGGGGCCCCCCGCGUUGGAUUGGGACAUUACGAUACUGUGUAAGACAGCGUCACGGUGACGAAGUGAUAAUUGGGUGUUUCUUGAUGUUGACCGGGUCGCGGAUUGACCUGCGGGGCGUGCGGUUGACUUGUGAGGCCACUUUGAGACUGGAGCGGACUGCGAUGCCGCUGACUGCUGACAGGGGCGGGGGCAGGGACAGGGCAGGAGGGUUGCUGUCACCGUUCCUGGUAACGAACUCCGUACGGAGCAUACCGUACAUGGCAGGGGGGCGUACGGCAGCCGCGCCAAGAGAGGGGGAGGGCGUACGGCCGCUGCCUAGCAUUGCCUGACGUGGACAUUGUGCGCCGUCGCCACGGCGUCGCCGGCUCCAUGAUCUGAUGUGUGUGUGUGUGUGUGGUUACAAAGUGGCGACACAGCGGUCUCGCCUAUGUCUUGAAGGCGCGGUGAUCGGGCGUUGCUUGCAUUGCCGCCCCAGUAUUCAUCCAAACUACGCGUGGCCAAGUGCGCCCUGUUGUGUCGUACGGUGAACAUGCUUUCAGGACCGGCGGGACUGCCGUGAUUGAGUUGCAAAACACAGGGGCGGCGGGCAAUGUAUGUUCCGUCAUGGAAUUCAGCGUGUGCAAGACCGCGUGCUUGGCGUGCGUAGGUGUCUGAUAUUGGGCCGGGCGGGUCGCAAAUGUGGCGUGUGCGUGUGCGUGCGUGAACGUACGUGUGGUCGUAGGCGUGUGUGGCGGGGAGAUGGGUGAUGUACCGUACGAAAAGAGGACAACGAAGGAGAAUCGGUGACUUGGUGUUACGCAAGCGAUUUCCCUGAGCGAAUUCCGCCCAUUGCACCCGUGCUACCCAUGGUGGCGCCGCAGCGGACCGAUUACUGCGUGCGGUGAGGUAUCCUGCACAAGCACCGGAGCACGCUGUAGGGUACACCAACGGGUGUGUGAUGGGACAGGGUGUAGGAAGGUUGGCGAGGUCCCGUAGGGUGCAGCUGACGCCCAUACCCCAAGCAGACGGCAAACAAUUUGCCGUCACGCCCAGGGGUCGUAUCUUGUUUUUGGGGGUAAUGUCUAGCUCCAGACAAAAACGGCCGGGUGGCCGCCGUCUUUUGUCUGGGCACAUGGCGGUUUGGGGGCUUCUCCAUAGGAAUUCGGA
This is a messenger RNA of Chlamydomonas reinhardtii, 3634 nucleotides long. RefSeq lists its product as uncharacterized. The coding region runs from base 180 to 2468 and encodes 762 amino acids. NCBI's taxonomy places the organism in Eukaryota, Viridiplantae, Chlorophyta, Chlorophyceae, Chlamydomonadales, Chlamydomonadaceae. The record is from RefSeq and is a predicted model, not a curated record. The transcript is spliced from 19 exons.